This is a messenger RNA of Hypomesus transpacificus, 3806 nucleotides long. RefSeq names its product olfactomedin-like 2Bb (gene olfml2bb). The record is from RefSeq and is a predicted model, not a curated record. The transcript has 8 exons. Bases 288 to 2675 code for a protein of 795 amino acids. Gene Ontology annotation, biological process: signal transduction. Lineage: Eukaryota; Metazoa; Chordata; Actinopteri; Osmeriformes; Osmeridae.
CCCAGCCGUUACGACUCUCUGUGGUCGGUUCAUCAACAGGGAGCCACCGGGACCGCGCACUAAACGGACCAGUUACAGAAGGGGAAAUAAAGGAGAUAGUUUACCACAUCAGCAGAUAUAUCAGAUAUAGUUUACUGGUUACACAGUUUUUCUCUGUGGGAGACGAUGAAGAAAUUGUCUCAGGAAUAAACUGACUAUUUAGACUCCCGUCUGGUUUUGCAGACUCCUGUUUUUAGACGUUAAUCUUAAAUCAGUAUCUAUUUUACGUUUGUGUACUGAUUGACGUCAUGUCUAGAAUCCUGUUUCUGCUUGUGCUGUGGUACGGCGCUCUGACUUGUGCGCCGGUCGCUUCUAGUGCGGCCACGGAGAGCCCCGUGAACCAUACCCGAUCCAGUUUGACAACCACGGAGCAGACCGCUACAGUAACAGGGCAAACUACGGGGACUCUGGAAGACGAGAUGGAAAACCAGGAGAACAUAUUAACUCAGCUUCUCGGUGACUACGACAAGGUAAAGACGCUGUCCGAGGGCGCGGACUGCCGCUGCAAAUGCGUGGUCAGACCGCUCAGCCGGAGCGCCUGCCAGCGGAUAGAGGAGGGCAGUUCACGCGCCGACGACUUUUACACCGUGGAGACGGUUACGGUGGGACCCAACUGUAAAAAAUGCGCGUGCAUCGCCCCGCCGUCCGCUUUGAACCCGUGCGAGGGCGACUUCCGGUUCAAGAAACUACAGGAGGCGGGAAAAGAUGACAUUAAGCUGGCAGCCAUUAUGGAGCUGCUGGAGGGUUCCCUGUAUGGGCUGGACCUGGUGAAGCUGCAGUCUGUCACCACCAAGCUACUGAGCCGGGUCAGCCACAUAGAAAAGGUCUUUGCUCAGAACCGCACGGAGCGAGUGAGUGUGAAAGUUGGCUCGGGGGAAGAGAAGGAAAGGGAGAAGGAGAUGAAGGCCCAGCAGAGGCUGGAGAAGGAGAGGAGGGCCCAGCAGAGGCUGGAGAGGAGGAAGCGUUUGGAGGAUCUACAACAUUCUCUGAAGGACACUGCUGCAGCUUACCCCAUCUCUGAGAGGAAGUAUGAGGAACACGUUGUCGGGGGUCAGGGGUCAAACCGACCAGUGCUGAAGAUGAGCCUAUCGGAGACGAAGAACGGAUCAGAGCAGCCAAUGAAAUCUGAUGGGGCGGGGCCUAGCGGCUCAGUCAUAAGGGGCGUGACCUUCUACAAGGCGGAGCCUGAGAAAGGGAGAGGAGCAGGGGAGACAGGAGCAAACACAUUCAGUGACUCCAGGGACCUGCCAGAACCCACCAUGCCUAGGGCUGGGACUAAGACUGGGGCUGGGGCUGGGACUAAGACUGGGGCUGGGACUAAGACUGGGGCUGGGACAAAGACUGGGACUAAGACUGGGGCUGGGACUAAAACUGGGGCUAAGACUGGGGCUGGGACUAAGACUGGGGCUAAGACUGGGGCUGGGAAUAAGAUAACAGUAACUACAGAGACGCAGGCCGAACCAGAAACAUCUGUACCUUCCACCACCCCUCUGACCACAACCACCAAACCAAACACAACCACCAAACUUACCACAACCACCAAACUGACCACAACCACCAAACUGACCAAAACCACAAAACCAACCCCAACCACCAAACUGACCACAACCACCAAACUGACCACAACCACCAAACCGACCACAACCACCAAACCGACCACAACCACCAAACCAACCACAACCACCACCGCACCCCCAACCACGGCCAUGCCCAGCCUGGUGGAGCCAGACAGACCUGGUCUGACCCAGCCUCCCAGCCCAGGACCAGAUUCUCCCCGAAGCAGAACCCGUCUCAGCUGGACCGAGAGCCCUGCAGACGCCAGCGUCACCACGCCCAAGGACCCAGGUCUGUGUAAAGACACCCUGGCCAGCAUCUCAGAACCCAGCACAAUCAACACGUUCGGCCGCAGCCAGGGAGCCUGGAUGAAGGACUCCAAGGGCAACGGCCAGGUCAUCUACGUCACCAACUAUCACUACGGCAACAACCUGCUGGAGUUCCGAGAUCUGGCCACAUUCAAAUCAGGGCAGGCCAGUAACUCCUACAAGCUUCCGUACAGCUGGAUGGGAACUGGCCACGUGGUCCACCAGGGCUCCUUCUACUACAACCGCGCCUUCUCGCGUGACAUCAUCAGGUUCAGCCUACGUGGGCGCCACGUGGCGGCGUGGACCACCCUGCAGGACGCCGUGCUGCUGGAGGCGGAGCCAGGCGACGUCACCACCCCCUGGAGGGGGGAGGGCCAAUCGGAGAUGGAGCUGGCGGUGGACGAGGGAGGGGUGUGGCUUCUGUACCCUGCCAUCGACCUGGAGGGGUUCCACCAGGAAGUGAUCGUGCUGAGUCGCCUCAACGCCCGCGACCUCCGACCCGAAGCCUCCUUCCGCACGGGGCUUAGGAGGCGUUACUAUGGCAACACCUUCCUAAUCUGCGGGGUGCUGUAUGCCGUGGAUAGCUACGACCGCGCCCACGCCAACAUCUCGUACGCCUUCGACACGCACACGCACACUCAGAUGGUGCCCCGGCUGCCCCUGUCCUCCAGCUACAGCCUCACCACCCAGCUGGACUACAACCCUCUGGACAGGAAGUUAUACGCCUGGGACAACGGACAUCAGGUCAACUAUGACGUCAUCUUCGCCUACUAACUUCCUGUUGGUCGUGUGUGAAGGCAUCGCUACCGACAGGAAGGGAGGAAGGAGAGGGGUGUUCUGGGAAAAGUAGUUGUAAAUGAUGAGGUUUUUGUAACGUUUUUAAACUGACUACCCAGUGCGUUGCUUUGCAGUUCCUGUGUACGAGAGCAUUUGACUCAAUUCUCGAAAUGUCCGCGAGCUAAUUUAACCCUCCCGAAAUAGAGACUCAAAAGUUGAGAAAGGCUCGACAUUUGAGUGCAUGUGGAUGCGUACGACCAAUCAGAGCACAGAGAUUUCACAACUCCUGAUCAGUAGCCUAUCCGUACGCGGCCCAGAGGCGAUGAGCCCGCCCCCUGUAAGGACAGAACAGACAUACUGCAGGUCUGUCGUUCUCUGGAGCUGGAGCCAGGACAGAACCAGAACCCAGAACCUAGAACCCAGAGCCUAGAACCCAAAAAUCAGAAUCAGAAUGGAAGAACUAGAAUGUAAAAAGAUGAACUGAUAAAAAUGUUGAUUUAUGUCUGAGAUGAGCAGAGCUCCUCAUGUUACUGUGUUAGGGUUCGCUAACAGCCUUCACUGUAUGUUAUAGUACUGUGCUGUACUGUACUAUAGUGUACUGUACUAUAGUGUACUGUACUAUAUUGUGUGGUUCUGUACUAUAGUGUACUGUACUAUAUUGUGUGGUACUGUACUAUAUUGUACUGUACUAUAUUGUGCUGUACUGUACUAUAGUGUACUGUACUAUAUUGUGUGGUACUGUACUAAUGAACUGUUCUGUGUGGAACUGGUAUUAUAGCACUGUGCUGUACUACAUUGUACUGUACUAGACUGUGCUAUAACGUACUCUCCUGGACUAUAUUGUAGUGUUCUGUACUAUAUUGAGCUAUAUUAUACUGUACUAUAUUGCAGUGUGCUAUGUUGAUUUGUACAAUAUUGUACAGUACUAUACUGUAGCAUGUUGUAUUGUACAGUCCUAUACUGUAGCAUGUUGUAUUGUACAAUAGCUUGUUUCUUUAGUAUGUGUACCGCUAAGCUGGUCUUUGUUGCUAAGCUGGUCUUCUCUGUUGCUAAGCAUUCAUCCUGUAAGGCUUGACAAGGUUGUUCAGACUGCUUCUACCACCCAGUUGUAUAUACUGUAAUUUAUAA